This is a messenger RNA of Colias croceus (clouded yellow), 5305 nucleotides long. RefSeq names its product membrane-bound transcription factor site-1 protease (gene S1P). The record is from RefSeq and is a predicted model, not a curated record. The coding region runs from base 158 to 3274 and encodes 1038 amino acids. Gene Ontology annotation, biological process: proteolysis. Gene Ontology annotation, cellular component: Golgi apparatus. The transcript has 20 exons. Lineage: Eukaryota; Metazoa; Arthropoda; Insecta; Lepidoptera; Pieridae. Gene Ontology annotation, molecular function: serine-type endopeptidase activity.
UUUCGUCCGCUUUGCGAUUUUUGUGCUAAGCUUCCAUUGUAAUAAUGAGAAAUGUGUUACUGUAAAAUGCUUUUCACAAACAAAAAUACAAAAAACGACUCAUAAAUUUCAUAGUUUGCACCAAUGAGCAAUGUGUUAUGGUUAGAAGUUAUUAGACAUGGGUUUGACCCAUUUUAUGUAUUUGUUUUUAGUAGGAUGUAUCUCUUCAACAUUAUUUAUCAAAGCAGAAAAACACGAUGGAAAUGUUUUAUGUAAUUCAACUACCGAUGAACGUGUGGAAUAUGAGUUUUCAACGGAUGUAGUUCGGAGUGAGCACAUAAUAACUUUCAAUGGAUAUUACACAAAAACAUCGCGGGAAAACUACGUAGCUGCGGCAUUAAGAAAUGCUGGAAUAACAAAUUGGACAGUACAGCAACGUGAGAAUGCGGCUAAGGAAUAUCCUAGUGACUUUGAGGUGGUUGUACUAAAUGACCAUGGAAGGGUUGCUCUUGAUGCCCUCAAGGACCACCCUGCUGUUCGGAGAGUCACAGCUCAACGACAAGUGCAGCGUACUAUAAAAUAUAUUAAAGAGGAUGACUGUGACAAUCCUGGUUGCCUGUACGGCGGCUGGAGGAACCACCGGCAUCGCUCGCGCUCUUUACAUUCCUCUAGAAAAACUAAAGAUAGUGAUGGAUAUUCAUCUCGCAAGCUGUUAAGAACUGUACCCCGUCAAAUCACAUCAGUUCUGAAAGCUGAUGUACUAUGGUCCCUUGGAGUAACAGGCGAAGGUAUUAAAGUUGCGGUCUUCGAUACGGGUCUGUCUCGCAACCACCCGCAUUUUGGUCGUAUCCGGGAACGAACGGAUUGGACGGGCGAGAAGACACUGGACGACGCGCUUGGACACGGGACAUUUGUGGCCGGCGUGAUUGCGUCCAAGGCGGACUGUUUGGGCUUCGCGCCGGACGCUGAGCUGCAUAUAUUUAGGGUCUUUACUGAUAAUCAGGUGUCGUACACAUCUUGGUUUUUGGACGCGUUUAACUACGCUAUAAUGAAAAAGAUAGAUGUACUUAAUUUAAGCAUCGGAGGGCCUGACUUUAUGGACCAUCCGUUUGUAGAUAAAGUGUGGGAACUUACCGCAAAUAAGGUUAUAAUGGUAUCAGCCAUUGGUAACGACGGUCCCCUCUACGGGACGCUCAACAACCCAGCAGACCAGAUGGACGUCAUCGGAGUGGGUGGGAUUGGGUUCGAUGAUCGGAUCGCAAAGUUCUCCUCCAGGGGCAUGACUACCUGGGAACUGCCUCAUGGUUAUGGGCGAAUGAAACCGGACAUAGUAACGUAUGGCAGUGGAGUAAGGGGCUCCAGUGUGAACGGUGGAUGUCGAUCUCUAAGUGGAACAUCAGUAGCAUCUCCCGUAGUGGCCGGUGCUAUAGCGUUGCUAGCGAGCGGCGUCCCGCGGCAGAAUUUAACACCCGCGUCCGUGAAACAGGCCCUAUGUAUAACGGCCAGACGGUUGCAAGGGCCGAACAUGUUCGAACAGGGACACGGGAAAUUGGACCUUAUUAGCGCUUACCAGUUCCUCAGAGAGUACGUACCACAAGCAAGUCUAAGCCCACCAUACAUAGAUCUCACAGAGUGCCAAUACAUGUGGCCAUAUUGUACCCAACCGUUGUACUAUAGCGCUCAACCAACCAUAGCGAAUGUUACGAUAAUAAACGGACUCGGAGUCGCUGGGGAUGUGACACAAGUUAGCUGGCAUCCCCAUUUGCCAAAUGGACCAAUGCUCUCAGUGUCUGUGGACUACAUUGAUAUAAUAUGGCCUUACUCUGGUUGGCUCGCACUGAGAUUUAAUGUGCUGGAGAGCGGCGCCGAUUUUGAUGGUGUUGUUGAGGGGCAUGUCAACAUAACUGUUGAGAGCUUUGACGAGACGUUCCGCCAAAAGACGAGGAACACAACACUAAUGCUACCUAUACGCGCGCGUAUAAUCCCCGUCCCGGUACGGUCUCGCCGUCUCCUCUGGGACCAGUUCCACAGCCUGCGCUACCCGGGCGGGUACUUCCCGCGCGACGACCUGCGCGCCAAGCACGACCCGCUCGACUGGCACGCGGACCACAUACAUACAAACUUCCGCGACAUGUACCGACGGUUGCGGGAACACGGAUAUUAUGUGGAAGUAAUGGGUUCACCUCUAACUUGCAUCAACACAUCACUGUAUGGCGCUCUCCUACUAGUGGACCCUGAAGACGAGUAUUUCCCUGAAGAAAUGGCCGCUCUUAAAAAGGCUGUGGAUACGGGACUAUCUCUUAUCGUGUUUGCCGAUUGGUACAAUGCGUCUUUACUACGACACGUUAAGUUUUAUGAUGAGAACACGCGGCAAUGGUGGAUUCCUGAAACUGGUGGAUCAAAUGUACCAGCUUUAAACGACUUACUGAGUGUUUUCCAGGUGGCACUAGGAGAUCGCGUGUUUGAAGGCACUUUUAAACUGGGCGGGCAUGCAAUGUACUACGCAAGUGGCACGCACAUACAUAGCUUCCCUGAACAUGGCGUAUUGGUGAACGCGAGACUCGUGGACCAGGGGCAACAGAUAAUGUCGGGAGGCAAGGCGAGUGGGCACACAGGGUCCAAUGUGCCGACGGUGGAUGUGCCGAUCUUGGGCCUGUUGCAAACGGACGGUGAAACUAAAGACUACAAUAAUGAUACUAUGGAUAAAAUACCAAAAGCGGGUCGACUAGUAGUAUACGGCGACUCCUCUUGCCUCGAGAGCGGGUCAGCCCGUCCUUGCCACUGGCUGCUACUAGCUGCCUUACAAUACGCCCUCGGAGGGCAUAUUCCCUCCUCACUGCAAGAUGCUGCGGCGUCGAGACAGCAUCGAGACGUUCAUAUUAUACCCUCGGAACUCCCGCGGCGCUCUGAAGGCGGUCGGCUGCACGCGUACUCGCGCGUGCUGUCCGCGGACGGCGCAGCGCGGCCGCUGCCCGAGUGCGCGGCGCACCCCGCGCUGGCCGCCGCGCCGGUGCACGCGCCGCCCGCCGCGCGCACGCUGGCCCCGCGCCACCACCCCACCGACCCGCGCACUAUCGGUGCCCCAGAGACGGAAGGCACGGAGCCGGCGCCCCGCGCGUGGCGCGGCGCGGGCGUGGCCCCCAAGCCGCACGGGCCCGACCACGAGGGCUCCAGCUUCAGCUCCAAGGCCCUCACCGUGCUCGCCAUCGUCGCCAUCAUCUACUGCAUCGUCGUCUUCUGGAAACGAUACGGCCGCAAGAUGAAGAGACGCAAACUCAUCUCGCUGGCCACCUGAAACCGGCUUAAAUGGAGACUCUCCAUCUUCUACCGCAUGAAAUGCAACAAGUAUUGGUGAUAUUUGCGAAAAACCGACUAGCGCCGGUACUAUGUGGAACGGUAUGCGGAGUGCAAAAAAUACAAAUGAGUGUUGUGGCUGUGGUUUAUAAACUGUACAGUGUAUUCGAGGACAAUAUAGGAAGGAAAGAAAUUUAGAAAAGUAUUUAUUAAUUCUCUUGGUACGUUGUUAGAAUGUGGUAAAUCGGCUGACUGAGACGGGAUAAGUGAACGAAGUAAACGCAUUUUUGUUAAGCUAUUUGAAUAUUUAUUGUGGACGUGAAUGGUGUAUUGUUACUGAGGUGAAUUCUAAAUGGCGCACAUUUAUCUGUUGAUACUGUAUGAAAUUUUAUUAAUGAUAGUGUAAGAUGUGAUGUGCGUACUUGAUACAAUAUUAGACGGUCUAGUAAAUGGUUUAAAAUAUAUUUGUAUAACAUUAUAAUUCGGUGUCGUUUAUGUAAAACAAUGUGUCCAGUAUACAGUUUCGUAAAUUUUGAAAUAUACCAAUGUUGAAUGAUAUAUUUGAGUAAAACUUUAGUAUGUUUAAGUAAAUUACCUUAAGUAGCCAAAUUUUUGAAGACAAAAUUCGAUGUUUACUAUUACGAGACAUUAUUUUAGUAAGCGAAUAUAUUAUAUACCAAGAAUAUUGAAGUGUCUAUACUAAUAAUAUAAUGUAUGUAUAAAAAAUAAGAAGACUUUUAUUGAACAUAUAGCUUGAAAAUGUGUGAAAUUAUUAAGAAGUCUCUAACCACUAUGACAACACCGCAUACAGCUAUAAAAUAGUGACUCGUUCUAAACUUACCUCCGACCUGCGAUCACUUUAUUUACUGACUCCUAUAAAAUCUUCCUUAGUAAAAUUUAGUGGUAAUACCAGACCAGUUUAGGGCCAAUUCUGGUGGGAACCUAAAAAAUAUUUAGGUCCUCCAGAUAAAAUAAAAUACGUAACCCAGUAGUCCGUUAAAAGAUUGGGAUGUUAAUUAUUAAUUCUGUGAGAUAAAUGUCUUCUCAUUAAUAGGCCGUAUAUGAAGUUUCGUUAAAUAGAAAAUUGUACCACAGAUUACAAAAUAUUUACUAUGAACCUUGUACUUAUUUUGGAAUCCCUUGUGGGAUUCAUAAAAAGAUAAAAGUGUAAAGUUAAACUUAAAAGAGAUAUGAGUAUUGCCUGGGUUGAAUGGUGAAUCCUGGCAAAUAAAAGACUUACUGUCCCUUUCUUGCUCUAAUUUUCGUUUAGUUAAUUAUUGCUUCCAUUAUCCGGAAUUAUAUCCAGUUUUAUAUUUAUUUUUUACAAUAAAAUAUAUAUCCUGACAUCACAUAGGAAACACGGCAAUUAGAUUAGUAAUACACUAACUUCUAAAAUAUGUCGAACAUUGGUUUGAAGACAUAUUUUAGAAGUAAGACCCUUGUGACCGACCGACCCGAAGUAAGUUUACUUUAGGAUCGGAAUUGAUAUGUUGAUAUAAUAGGUAUUGUAGUUUAAAUUCUUUGGUGUUUAUCUAUUUAUUAUUCCAUUGGUUUAUCGAAGUUUGUGUGUGUCACUUGCUUACAAAAUACGAAGAAAUAACUACGCGGGGCUAUUUAUGAGACUGGCAACUUAAUAUGAUAUUGAUGUAGUAGGUCUUAUUAUUUAUAAGUAUACCUAAUAUUUAUUAUUAACUCAGCCCCCGUAAUCACAGACACAAUAGAAAAUCUAUUGUGUCGUGGACCGAUCGGGCCACUGGGGGCUCAAUGGGUUAUUAUACAUUGUAUUAUAGUUACUAAAAUUAUGUCAAUUAAAUACGCAUGUGUUUAUUGUAAAGACUGUAUUAAAAUUUUCUAAGAUUGUUCUCGCAUAACAAUUUUGUGCGAAUUAUCGUUAGGACUAAUGAAUUUCACUUCAACACUUAUGGGGUCAAUUGAAUCGUUUCUAUAAUUUCCAACGGGUAUUUUAUAUUAUCAUUAUGUUCUAUAAACUUGAAUAAUAGUGUACUGUUUGAUACAUUGUAACUCGCUAAAA